GUCACAUGCGCUGAUAGUUAGGGACCAGUAAAUCAUUGGAUCGGAGUCUACUGAAUUGGUUGCGUUGUACAGACAGCGAGCGUUCAAGUGAGAAUCAGGAGGAAACAACCCCGUAAUGGUUCAUUGCUAUGCCAUUGGAAUCGAUAAUUGACACUUGCAGACAAAACAUAACUGUUUUGUGUACUUUUCUUUUCUUCUGGAGACUCAAAAUACUUUUUCUGGGGUCUUUCAACAUUGACAAGAUGUAGCCACUACCGAAAAGAUACACAAUGGCUCGCUUCGCAGAAGGUCUACCCACCCGCUUUGGAGCUGGAGCAGGUGGAGGAGGCAGAGGUGCGCCCGGCGCAGGCAGAGGUGGCGCCCGGGCUGGUGGUCCUCCAGGCGGCCAAAGGAUGUACAAGCAGUCGAUGGCUCAGAGAGCCAGGACAAUGGCCAUAUACAACCCUAACCCUGUCAAACAGAACUGCUUCACUGUCAACCGAUCCUUGUUCAUCUUUCGAGAGGACAAUAUCAUUAGGAAGUAUGCUAAGCGAAUAACCGAAUGGCCAUAUCCUUUCCUACCCAAAACCAGGUUACACAUUGGUAUUUGUAUAACGCACAUAUCCUUAUUUGACAAACACGCAUUGGAAGAUUUUCAUUAAGAAACAUGACACAGGGAGUGAAGCGCUUUUAUUUUAUUUCAAUAUGUCUGAUUUUACUGAACAUGACAAAUGUAUGCCCUUUGUCACCAUUUCGAAGCUCAUCUGUAAGUGUACUCAAUCGAUUAUUACAUUAUAGGAAGUAAGCCUAUUCUGGUGUAAAUUAUUAGUUCAUUAAACCUUUUGCUUAACCUCUGGUACACCUGUCACUCAGUGUUCUGCCUGAUUGGACACGAGAAAGGAUUUUCAUCCAAUAAUAGUGUUAGCAUAUACAGUUUAAUGACUUGGCAAAAUGUCCUAUGUACCGUGUACACACUCACGAAUUAUGCACAACUGCUUUUUACUUCAAACAUAUUUGGUUGUGAUUCGCAAUUGCCAACUACAUAUUCGCUAGAUUCAGUUUUCAGUUACAAUUGUAAAUGAGCGAGUUUAAUCUUUGCAAUGUGUAUGUAUGUUUUUAGAUAUCUCAGCGCUUGCUUCUCUUGGAUUAUAAGGGUUCGUUUUUUAAGGCACCCGUCUCGUUUGCACAUUGCCUGUUUGUUAGCAGUGUCAUUUCAACUGUUGCUGUUCACCGAUUUGUCCGUUUCCAUGGUAAGGUGAGCGCCCAGUGAGUUGGAGACCGCUGGCUCUGAUGUUGUAAAACGCCUCGCCUAAAGGGCAGAUUCCACCAUUAAUUUUUCGUAUUUGUCCACUCAGUCGAGUAAGGCUCGUUAUGGCCUGUUUGCAAGGGCAAAGUGCAGUGUUAGGCUUCUGGCGGGCCCUGGGCACACGAUUCAACCAUAGAAAACGGAUUGAAAUGGUAACCCAAGGAUAGCUCUACAGCCCAGGCUCUUAGCAACCCUGCAUGGGCAGAGUAUGGUCUAUUGUUGUAGUGUGUGGGAUAAGCCUACCAUCUUUUAUUUCUGUCCAUGUGUAGCCAUGCUGUGUGAAUUAGGAUAUCUAUUGGACUCCUGUUCAGUCAAUGUCAUUAAUUGGUUAACUGAGCUCAAUGAGUCAGUGACUUCCUAAAGCUGAAUAUAUGUUCUGCUCUGCUCAUCCAAAUAGAUCAAUCUGUUCUGUGGCACCUCAGGUGGGUGGUGGCAGUGAGACCGUUUUAGUGAUGCUCAUUGUACAUAAACACUGUUGAGGCAACUCUCCCCAUCCUUUACACAAUUUGGGUAUUUGCCUAUCUUUUUUAAAAUCUAGGUUAUUCUAUGUCAAUACAGAGAUAUUUACCGCUAUGGGUUAAGACUAAUAAACUUACAUGUCGGAGUUAGUGUUUCUUUUCUUUUACCGUGCAUGCAAUUCUUUGUCAUGGCUUGUGUUCCUUAACCUGCACACUCCGUUUGAGUACUUGAUCCUGGCCACCAUCAUCGCCAACUGCAUCGUACUGGCCCUGGAGCAGCACCUACCAGAAAAUGACAAGACCCCCAUGUCAGAACGUCUGGAUGACACAGAGCCCUACUUUAUUGGAAUAUUCUGUUUCGAGGCUGGCAUUAAGAUUAUUGCCUUGGGCUUUGCAUUUCACAAAGGCUCGUACCUCCGCAACGGCUGGAACGUAAUGGACUUUGUGGUCGUCCUCACUGGGAUCCUGGCCACGGUGGGCUCAGACUUUGACCUGAGGACUCUGCGAGCGGUGAGAGUACUGAGACCACUCAAACUGGUGUCUGGCAUCCCCAGUCUUCAGGUGGUUUUGAAGUCUAUCAUGAAGGCCAUGGUGCCUCUGCUCCAGAUAGGCAUGCUGCUCUUCUUCGCCAUACUCAUGUUUGCCAUCAUCGGAGUGGAGUUCUACAUGGGCAAGUUCCACUCCACCUGCUUCACUGUCGACACUGGUGAGCGAGCAGCAGCGUUCCCCUGUGGUACGGAGGCCCCAGCCAGGAUGUGUCCUAAUGGUACAGAGUGUACAGAGUACUGGAUCGGCCCCAACUACGGCAUCACCAACUUUGACAACAUCCUGUUUGCCGUGCUCACCGUCUUCCAGUGCAUCACCAUGGAGGGAUGGGUGGACAUCCUCUACAAUGCUAACGAUGCCUCGGGGAACACCUGGAACUGGCUCUACUUCAUCCCCCUGAUCAUCAUCGGAUCCUUCUUCAUGCUCAACUUGGUCCUGGGUGUCUUAUCAGGGGAGUUUGCCAAAGAAAGAGAGCGUGUGGAGAAGAGGCAGGACUUUCUAAAGCUGCGCAGACAGCAGCAGAUAGAGAGAGAGCUGACAGGAUACCUGGAGUGGAUAUGCAAGGCAGAGGAGGUGCUGCUGGAGGAGGAGGAUGAGAACGCGGAGGAAAAGUCCCCUCUGGACGGUGCGUGGUACAAGAGGAAACAUAACCUCCCAGUGUUGAAACGAGGCAAGGUAAAGAAGAGUAAGAAUGACCUGAUUGGUGCUGAGGAGGGAGAGGAUCACUUCACUGACAUGUCCUCUGUUGCCCCCCCAGGCUCUCCGUUUGGCCGAGCCAGCGUGAAGAGCAGUAAGCUGGAGAGCUCGUCCUACUUCCGCCGCAAGGAGAGGAGAAUGCGCUUCUUCAUCCGUCGCAUGGUCAAAGCCCAGAGCUUCUACUGGGUAGUACUAUGUCUGGUGGGCCUCAACACCCUGUGUGUGGCCAUCGUCCACUACGACCAGCCUGAGUGGCUCACCACUGCCCUCUACCUGGCAGAGUUUGUGUUCCUGGGUCUGUUCCUGUCUGAGAUGAGCCUGAAGAUGUAUGGCCUGGGAGCCAGGAACUACUUCCAUUCCUCUUUCAACUGCUUCGACUUUAGUGUGAUAAUAGGGAGUAUACUUGAGGUGGUGUGGUCUAUGAUCAAACCAGGGGCAUCCUAUGGCAUUAGUGUGCUGAGGGCUCUUCGUCUGCUCAGGUUAUUCAAAUUUACCAAGUACUGGAACUCCCUGAGGAACCUGGUAGUGUCUCUUCUCAACUCAAUGAAGUCCAUUAUCAGCUUGCUCUUCCUCCUCUUCCUCUUCAUCGUUGUCUUUGCCCUGCUGGGCAUGCAGCUUUUCGGAGGACAGUGA
Molecule: messenger RNA, 3618 nt
Organism: Oncorhynchus nerka (sockeye salmon)
Lineage: Eukaryota; Metazoa; Chordata; Actinopteri; Salmoniformes; Salmonidae
Product: voltage-dependent N-type calcium channel subunit alpha-1B-like
Exons: 14
Coding region: 1882-3618 (578 amino acids)
Biological process (GO): calcium ion import across plasma membrane; chemical synaptic transmission
Cellular component (GO): membrane; neuronal cell body; voltage-gated calcium channel complex
Molecular function (GO): high voltage-gated calcium channel activity
Source: RefSeq, a predicted model, not a curated record